CUCAGAUGAAGGGGCCUCAACUACAAAACGAGAUAAUAGGUGGAGAGUUACGUAUAAACCAUAGAGAAAAUCUUCAGGGUCACGGCAGUUCCUACAAGGUUUGGACAAAGUUUAGGGCUGAUUCCACGGACCACGAUAGCACCUAGGACUAGAGUAUGAUUUCAAAUUAAACCCGUAACAUCCCGUUGGCAAAUAUCUCGGACCAGAAAUCAAUUGUUACGUGGAUCAUUACGUUAAGACCAACUGCAGGUGCGACAAGACAAAGAACUGAAUUCACUCGGCCCAUUAGAUCACCCGAAAAUAUUGAAUCAGUGAGAGCUUCAAUGUUCA
Molecule: messenger RNA, 330 nt
Organism: Acanthoscelides obtectus
Lineage: Eukaryota; Metazoa; Arthropoda; Insecta; Coleoptera; Chrysomelidae
Source: the annotation of a GenBank genome assembly